Molecule: messenger RNA, 1431 nt
Organism: Erythranthe guttata (spotted monkey flower)
Lineage: Eukaryota; Viridiplantae; Streptophyta; Magnoliopsida; Lamiales; Phrymaceae
Source: RefSeq, a predicted model, not a curated record
AUGUCUUCCAGGAAUUCAGUAACUAGGGGUGGUUUGAUGCUAAUUGUGUUUGCGUGUUGGUUUAAUGCGAAGGGCAGCGAAGCAUUUGGGACAUUCGGGUUCGACAUCCACCAUAGAUAUUCCGACACUGUUAAGGAAUUCUUGAAUCUGGAUGGGUUGCCGGAGAAGGGUACGGUUGACUACUACACCGCCAUGGCCCACCGCGAUCAUCUCUUCAAGGGCCGCCGCCUUGCCGCCUCCAACACCAAACGCCUCACUUUCUUUGGUGGCAACAAGACUUACUCCUUCACUUAUCUUGGAUACUUGCAUUAUUCAUUUAUUAGAGUGGGUACCCCUGCUAAGGAUUUUUUUGUGGCACUUGACACGGGUUCUGACCUAUUCUGGUUACCAUGUGACUGUACUAACUGUGCACGUAACUUCUACUUGACCAAGGGAACUAAAAUCGAACUAAACAUAUACAGCCCUAGUAAUUCGACAACUAGCACGCCAGUUCCGUGCAAUAGUACUAUGUGUGGACCGAAAAGAGGAUGCUCUGCCAAUUUUAAUGCAUGUGCUUACAAAAUAUCAUACGGGGACACCUCAAGCACAGGGAUAUUGGUAGAUGAUGUUUUGCAUUUGGGUACAACUACCAAUCCACAAGAUCCUGUCGAUGUCCCAAUUACGUUCGGAUGUGGAAAAAACGUAACCGGUUAUUUCUUGGACAGUGCUGCUAUAAAUGGUGUACUUGGACUUAAUAUGGACAGUAUAUCUGUGCCUAGCAUUUUAGCUAACAAAGGUCUUAUAGCAAAUUCGUUCUCCAUGUGCUUUGGCCCCGGUGGACGUGGAAGAAUUGAAUUUGGAGAUAAAGGAAGUCCACUACAAAAAACAACUUCAUUUAAUCUUCAAAAAUCAAACCCGACUUAUAAUAUCACUGUGACACAAAUUACUGUGGGUAAUAACGUGACCAAUCUUCAGUUCACCGCAAAUUUCGACUCUGCUAUCUCGUAUACAUACUUCACCGAGCCAGCUUACUCGUUUAUUGUAAACAAUUUCAAUUCUCGAGUAACCGAGAAACCUUAUAAAAUUCCAGGCGAGACUAAGCUGAACUAUUGCUAUGAUCUCGGGAAGGUGGAUACGCACGCGUAUUGUUUGGCUAUUGUCAAAAGCAGGAGUAUUAACGUCAUUGGACAAAAUUUUAUGAAUGGGUACCGCCUGGUCUUUGAUCGCGAGGAGAUGGUUUUGGGCUGGAAAGAAUCUGACUGUUCCGAUACCAGCUUGUCCGAAACUCUACCCCCAAACAAUGGAAACUCCUCGCGUCCACCACCACCACCACCACCACCACCACCACCACCACCACCGACAAACCGUGCCGCCCACUUGAGUUUCAUGACUAUCGGAGUACUUGCUGGGGUCAUACUCGUCAUUUUCUCCCACCACUUGAUCAUUCUUUAA